UUUUUCGACUCAAAACUAUGAGAUCUGUUUAGUGUUUUCAAUCUUCACCUCAUUGUGCGAAAUGAGUGAAGAAGUGUUGACUGAGAACAUCACCAUAAGUGUGUCCAAUGGGACGGCCAAUAACACGCUGGCCUGGGCUAACGAAUGGUUAGGCUAUCUGGCACUCGGCAUGUUCUCAAUGGUUCUGUUUAUACCGACGUUAGGUAUUAUAGGACUUAUGGUUUGGGAGUACUUUUCAGAUGAGGCCGAAAGGAAGGCUGAGCGCCAGAAGGAGAUCGAGCAAGUGAUGCGCGAAAGAUAUUUUGGUAUCAAACGAGACAAGGAUGAAGAUAACGACGACAUGGAUGAGGGAGAAGAUGAAGAGGACGACGAGGAAGAGGAGGAAGAAGAGGACACACCGGCAGAGACGGAGACACUCAUCCAUAAGAGAAGACCCAAAAUGACUAAAGCAGAGGAUUUUGAUUGUCUUUAG
Messenger RNA from Oppiella nova, 472 nucleotides. NCBI's taxonomy places the organism in Eukaryota, Metazoa, Arthropoda, Arachnida, Sarcoptiformes, Oppiidae. The record is from the annotation of a GenBank genome assembly.